Blepharisma stoltei is the source of this 3441-nucleotide messenger RNA. The record is from the annotation of a GenBank genome assembly. NCBI's taxonomy places the organism in Eukaryota, Ciliophora, Heterotrichea, Heterotrichida, Blepharismidae.
AUGGUCAAAAAGCAAAAAAGCCAGAAGAGCCAGCACUUACUCAACCUAACCACUACAAAGAAGCGUGCUCUGGAAUCUGGGCAUGGCUACGUGGCUUUAAGAAACUAUGCAACUCGCAUGAGAAUUCAUAGUGUCGAAUCAACCACAGCUGCCGGCUCAGGACACCCUACAUCAUGCAGUUCUUUGGCUGAUCUGAUGGCUGUAUUGUUCUUUGACCCCUCUGGGAUGCAUUAUUACCCAAAGGAUCCCAGAAAUUGCAAUAAUGACAAGCUUGUGCUAAGUAUCCCCUCAAUUUGCUAAACAAAUAUCUUUAAUAUUUUUUCAAAAUAUAAGAUUAAGAAAAAAUUAUUUAUAAAGCAACAACAUAAAGUGAAUUUAUUUUUCAAGAAAAGCUAAAUAUAAAAUUAAUCGAUUUAAAGUGCCAGCUAUUUAAAUAAAUUCUCUUUGCUUCUUUCUAUUAACUUUUGCCUAAACUAUUUAAAUAGGAAUAAUUAUUUUAUAUAUAAAAAUUCCAACUGAAAAUAUAUAUUAUUCAAUUUUAAAAAACGAUUAAUUUAUCAAAAAGUUACCUAAUUCAAAGGGGGAUUAAGUAUACCAGAUAACUGCUCUGGAUCGGCUUGACCGAAGUCUCCGGUGUUAGAUGGAGAUCUGGCGAAACAAUUCUUGUUGGAAUAGUUAACUCUCCAGAUGACAAAUGCCCAAUAGCAAUAGGAUUUGUCAUCUGAAGAGUUGACUUUGCAAACAAAAAUUGUUUUGUCAGCUCCCAUCUGACGCUGAGAGAUGUCAGGCAAGCCCAAUCCAAAGCACGAAUAGGGCUAUAAAGGGCAUGCUGCACCUAUAUUAUACGCUGCUUGGGCUGAGGCUGGCUUUAUCCCUGUAGCAGAUUUAAUAACCCUCAGACAAAUCACCUCAAACCUCGAAGGCCACCCAACCCCAAGACUAGAAUUUGUCGAUGUCGCUUCAGGAUCACUUGGACAAGGCCUGUCAGCAGCUAACGGGAUGGCUUACUCUAUGAAAUAUUUAGAAGGAAACUCUGCAAGAGUUUACUGCAUUAUGGGAGAUGGAGAGUGCGCCGAAGGGUCAGUUUGGGAAGCGAUCAAUUUUGCCUCGCAUUACCAGCUUGACAAUUUAGUAGCUAUCGUCGAUGUCAAUAGACUUGGCCAAAGUGACCCAACAAUGUUCCAGCACGACAUUGAUUCCUAUAAAGCUAAAUUCGAAGCUUUUGGAUGGAACGCAUUGGCUAUUGAUGGACACGACUACAUGCACAUAGUCUACGCUUUUGAAGAAGCCAGAAAAACCAAAAACAAGCCAACCGCUAUUAUUGCAAAGACCUAUAAAGGGAAAGACUUUACCGCCACUAUUGAAGACCAAGAAAACUGGCAUGGAAAACCUAUAGGAAAUCAGACUGAAGAAAUUGUAAAACACUUGACGAGUCUUAUUCAAGAUACACAAGAAACCAGCGAGCCAGUCCAUCCUACCGAAACUCAUCCUGCAAUUGAAGCUAAACAUAUUACAAUUCCAGCUCCUAACUAUACUAUUGGCGCACAGCUAGCAACCAGGAAUGCAUAUGGUGAAGCUUUAAGAGCUUUAGGAGGUGUUGACGAAAGAAUUGUUGGCCUCGAUGGAGACACUAAAAACUCCACUUAUGCUUGCUACUUAAAUACAUUAAAAUGGCGACACGUGUCAACCUGCUCUUUUGGCGCAGCAGAUAAGACCUUAUGGCCACGGCGAAUUGCAACGGACUCCGAGCCGAAAAUCAAUUGCAUAUGUAUCCGGGUAGGUUUUGGCUCUUUUCUGUGGUUGGAAAUGGAGGAGCUCAGCAAAGUCCUUUGCAUCCGAGGACCAAUGGGCAUUCCUCUACCGGAAAAUGGGGCUUUCGACCGGCCACAGGGGGUAGUCUUUUUGCUGUAGCUGUAGAAGGAAGGCAUUUCGACAUCCGACAGACUCCAAGGAUCAAUGGCAUCAAGCUAUUCCAAUCGCUUGCAGCAGCAGAAAGCCAUAAGCACUCAAGACUGAGGCCGCAAGGCAAAGCAAGGCAAGGAGGAGACAGAAGGUAACGGAAGAGCACUCGUAUGAGAGAUAGACCUCUAGGCUGGAGUCGAAAAAGCAGAUAAGCCUCCCUUACGGGAGAUCUUUGGUGAUUCCGCCACUAUAUGGCUAACGCCUGACUUUAAUAAUCCUAAUCAUAAUCCUGCUUGCUACUUCCAGCAGCAGUACCCUCAAAGAUUCAUUGAAUGUUAUAUAGCUGAACAAAACAUGGUCGGCGUUUCUCUUGGUCUUAGCUGCAGAGGCAAAAUUCCAUUUUCCUCCACAUUCGGGGCAUUUUUCUCAAGAACUUAUGAUCAAAUUAGGAUGUCUGCAGUAAGCUUAGGGAACAUGAAAUUCGCAGGGUCUCACUGUGGAGUCAGCAUUGGAGAAGAUGGACCUAGCCAAAUGGCUCUUGAAGACUUAGCCUUGUUCAGAUCAAUUCCAGGGUCUAUUGUAUUAUAUCCAUCUGAUGCAGUAAGUGCUUGGAGAGCUGUCGAACUCGCCGCAAACCAUAAAGAUAGAUUAAAGAUUAGAAUUUCAUGGACAUAAGUGGCAAACUACUAGCCGGACUAUCUUAACUCCUGUAAAGGUGACCUACACUGGGUGCGUAUACACCAGAGUGCAAAUGGUGUAAGGCUGGCAAAAUCACAACCUCUUGAAUUUAUGGCGAAACUCGCCCUACCUUAGAAUUAAUUUUUUAGGUUAGAGCCACCAUAUGUAUGGUUCUCCGAUAGUCCUGAUAGAUGAAGAUUAUAUAGAGGCAAUACUGUCUACCCUACAGGAGAAAAACAAAAACUUUCCUCUUCGGCAAUGCAUUCCCAAGCCUGAAGGCCUGCUAAAAAUGGACAGAGUGCCUACUUUUAGCUUCAUCAGGAUGGAUCUACCUUCUUCAUAAUGAGUCCACUUUUUAUCAACGACAUCAUUUUCUUUCUUGCAAAUCAUAAAGGAAUCGCUUUUAUCAGAACCUCUAGACCAGCAUUCCCAGUCUUGUACGAAAAUGACAAGGUUUUCGAGGCAGGAAAAUCAUACACAAUAAAGCACAGUGACCAAGACAAAAUCACCGUAAUUGGAGCUGGAGUAACACUGGCAGAGGCUGUUAAAGCACACGAUUUAUUAGCAAGUGAGGGAAUUCAUAUUAGAGUUGUGGACUUGUUCAGCGUAAAACCGAUUGAUGUAGCUCAUCUAACUGAAGCUGCCAGAGCUACUGAAGGAAAAAUACUGACUGUUGAAGACCAUUACCAAGCAGGAGGGAUUUUCGAAGCUGUGACAUCUGCACUUGCUCAAGAGCACUUCAAUAUCUGGGGAAUUUUCGUAAAUGAAAUACCUAGAAGUGGGAAACCACAUGAGCUUUUGGAUUUAUAUGGACUUAGCGCUGCUAAAAUUGCUCUCAAAGUGAAGGAAAUAAUCCAUUAA